UAAGCAUACCUCAGUUGACAAUUAGGAUAAUCGUUGGUAGAGCAUUUUGCCACCUGACCUAUUAGCACGCGUUGAACGGGUGGAGCAUCAGUUGUCGUCUGGGGCUGACGGUGACCGCUUGCCUGACAACAUGGAUGCCAAGGGCAAGGAGAAGGGUAUUCUUAAAUUGGACCCUCGUCCACGAGUGUUGGUGGAAUCGAAGUCGGAACUAACGCCUCAGGGUUCAUGUGAUCGUCCACCGUCGUCACCGCAGCCUUCAGUAGACCGUCUCUCGGUGACCUGGGCCGACCCUGGCAGCAUGACUUCUUCUGGAGUCAAUUUAUUCCAUCUACCAUCGGAGACACCGAUUAGCAAUGAAGUCAAAUUCUCACCAACAGCUGGAGAGGUAUCAGAAGAUGAAGAUUACUCCGCAAGCUUGAGCGCAGUGUUGCGUCAGCGACGUGCGAGCGUGCGACGGUCCCGGAAAGGCCGUAGCAGGAGACCAUCAUCUCCCUUCUUACCUGAUGAAACUCGAUCUAGGAGGCGUUCUUCGAUUUUUACCACCAGUUCCGGCGAUACAGCGAUUUCUAUUGACGAAGUACCACUGGUGACACAAGAGCAGAUUUUCGAGAACAUUCAUCUUCACAAAGAAGUGCUUGGCUCCGUGAAGCAGCAACCUUUAGGCAUGCGACGCAAGUUAAAGAUUGUCCAUCAGGCUAAAGGUUAUAUAAAACGGCAUGAGGGCCAAUUACAGGAGAGACUUGCACAAUCAAAAAGCACGCGUGAUAUCUACGCUCGUUUCAAUAUACUGAUAGCUACGAAAUGGCAGCAGCUAAAACGGGAAGCGGCCAAUACGUCCAACUUGCUUAUACCUUGGGAACUACGCAUCAAGGAAAUCGAAUCUCAUUUCGGAUCGGUUGUAGCGUCCUAUUUCACUUUCUUAAGAUGGCUCUUUUGGGUAAACCUCGUCAUCGGCUUCAUUUUACUUGUAUUUGUCAUCACACCAGAGUAUUUAACGGCAAAUCCUUCGCAAGAUGGCGAGAGGAAAAUCAUUAUGGAAGAAGAACGUCGCAACUCAACUAAUCUACUUACUAUGUGGGAGUUUGAUGGGGUCCUGAAAUAUUCCCCAAUUUUCUACGGAUAUUAUAGCAAUGUAGAAAGGCCAGAAUAUCGGAUGCCACUCGCCUAUUUCCUUACUGGUUUAGUUGUAUACAUUUAUAGCUUCGUCGCUAUAUUGAGGAAAAUGGCUGAAAACUCAAGAAUGUCCAAACUAUCAGAGAAAGAAGAUGAAUGCAUAUUCUCUUGGAAACUUUUCACCGGAUGGGACUUUAUGAUAGGUAACGCGGAAACAGCUCAUAAUAGAAUUGCAUCUGUUAUUCUUGGUUUUAAAGAGGCAUUGUUAGAGGAAGCUGAGAAAAAGAAAGACCCUAGAAAUUGGCGUAUUAUUUCGCUACGGGCGCUCGUUAUUAUUUGCGUUAUCAUUCUUCUUGGCCUCUCGGCAUACGUUGUUGUAACAGUCGUAACUAGAUCUGAUGAUAAUUCGAAGUCUCGAAAUUGGUUAAGAGAGAAUGAGACAACUCUUGUAGUGACUGCAAUCUCACUAACCUUUCCAGUGUUCUUUGAUUUAUUGGGAUUAUUAGAACACAAUCAUCCUCGAAAACAAUUAAGAUUACAAUUGGCAAGAAUCAUGUUGUUAAAUUUACUGAACCUUUAUUCUCUAAUUUUUGCUCUGUUUAGUAAAAUUCAAGGCAUGAGCGCUGAAUUAGAUUCGUUACAACCAAGUUUUAAUAUGAAUGCGUCAUUUAUGGCGGAUAACGCUAUAGAUUUAGGUAGAUCAUCAAUAAAUAGCGUCUCAAGUACGUGUCAUGAAAUUAUUAUACCAUGUUUGCCAUGUCAUUUACUAUCGUCAUCAGAUAAAGUUCCAACAGAAAGUACUAUGGUUGACUUUACUUCAACUGUAAUAUCACAACCAACAACAAAGAUUAAAAGCUUAGCAACCCAAAAGUUCUUGAAAGAAACAAAAUCAAUUGAACCGGAAAAUUUAAAAAUAUAUGAGGAAGAUGAAAAUAAAAUUAUGAAUGACAAAGGAACUAUAGAUAACAGUAUUUUACUGCUCAUGGAAGAACUUGAUAGAUUAAGAAACAUAAGUACGUUGACGAACGAUUCUGUACUGUUCUAUGAAAGUACAACUGAAGAUUUUGAAAAUAAUGAAACGACAUAUUUUGAUACAAGUACGGAUUCUAGUUCGUUAUCAAGUAGUGAUCGAUUAACUACAAACGAAUACAAAGACAUUUACUCGGAUGCAAACUCAACUAAUGAUUUCGUUUCAACAACUGCUGAGUAUGUUGACAAAGAAGAGACAACGACACUAACUGAUUCAAAUGUUAUUAAUGAAAUAACAGAGAAUACUUAUUUUAAUUGGAAUACAGCGCCAGCAUCUCUAAGUAGUUUACAAAGUGAAACAAAACUAACAACAGAAGAUUCAGUAGAAAGGUCUGAAAGCAUUAAUUUACCUUCAGUAACGACUUAUGUCACAACUGUAGUAUACAAUGAUAUAAAUUUAAGUUCUACCAAAGAAACAAAAAUUACCGAAAAAACAAAUUAUCCGAAUUAUGAACGUUCAGAUAUGUACACAAAUAACAUUUUUAACAAUACUACUAUUAUCGACAAAAGCAAAUGGGAAGAAGAUCAAAAUGAGACGAUAAUUCCAUCUUUUUCAACAACAACUAUGAUAAGUUAUUUAAACAACUGUAGAAACCUCUCAUUUAAUUGUUCGUUUAAUUGUAAUGGCAAAAAUAUAACGAAAGUGUUUUUUAUGUCCAAUUGUACCAUAUCUGAUAUUAAAUGUUAUGUCAAUCAGUGCGAGUAUAGACAAACUCAAAAACAUGUAACAACAAACCAAUUUAACUUCACUGCUAUUGAUAAAGUAUACUACGAAAAUAAUAGAAAAAUGUAUAACUUAACAAAAGAAACCAAAAAGAAAUUACUAAAACUGUGCUGGGAAACAAUGUUUGGACAGGAGUUGGUAAAACUAACCGUUAUGGAUUUGGUGGUCGGGUUACUUGGAACGUUAUUUUUAGAUUUCUUCCGAGCUUUAUUUGUCCGAUACAUGAACCAAUGUUGGUGCUGGGAUUUAGAAAAGAAAUUUCCAGAAUAUGGUGAUUUUAAAAUUGCCGAAAACAUAUUGCAUUUAAUAAACAACCAGGGAAUGGUAUGGAUGGGAAUGUUUUUUUCACCUGGUCUUGUUAUUUUAAAUGUUUUUAAAUUAAUGACUUUAAUGUAUUUAAGAUCGUGGACUGUUAUGACUUGUAACGUUCCACACGCUGUUGUCUUCAGGGUAUCUAAAAGUAAUAAUUUUUAUUUGGCGUUAUUAUUAACAAUGCUAUUUCUCUGUGUUUUACCUGUUGGAUACACGAUCGUGUGGGUAAAGCCUUCUUGGCACUGUGGCCCAUUCUCGGAAUAUGAAAAAAUUUAUCACAUUUUAACAAACAAUAUUUACAAAUUACUCCCAAAAAGCUUAAAUUUUGCUCUUGAAUACAUUGCUUCGCCCGCAAUAGUCAUUCCAUUACUUGUUCUUCUAAUACUAAUUAUAUAUUAUCUUACGUCACUUACUAACUCGUUACGAGAGGCUAAUAAUGAUUUAAAGAUUCAAUUGCGACGUGAAAGAACAGAAGAAAGAAGAAAAAUGUUUCAAUUAGCGGACACAAGAAGACGUACAGGAUCAUCUAAUGUUGAAAACACUCCUUUUUCACGUUGGAAGAAAGCUUUGCCAGCUCUCCCAGUUUCUAAAUCUUUUGACUCGGAUGAUAGAAAGGCGGCUGAAGAAAAUAAAGAACAUUCGAAGAAUUUAAAACGUAAAGGUGGUAUAUUCGCUAAAAUUGUUGGGCUUGCACUAGAUAAAAAGCCUGAAGUGGAAAUCACUUUGCCAUCUUCAUAUAACAUCGAUGGUGAUACCGACACUGACUUCUAUGAAAUCUUACCCAAAGAAACAUUAAAAACGAAAGAUACGACAGUUCCAAAAAUAUCUGACCACAAGAAGAAGUCUAACGUCGAAUUCAAGUCUAAUGAUAACGAUAUUAUGAAAUACAAAAGUGAACAAGGUUGUCUUAAAGUUAAAAUUGAAAAGCUAUGUGAACGUACUGAAAAGAAAGCUGUUAUGGAAAAAUUGAAAGAGGACAAAAUCAUUGAGGAGGAGUUUACAUCAAUUCCAUCUAAAACUAUAAUUAAAAAAUCGAACAGUAACAAUGACGGUAGAAAAAAAUGUUUUAAUAGAAAACAAACGUCAGAGUCAAGCACACACUCAAGACAAUCAGAUUCUAUAAGUUCUGUUAUACCAGUAAUAACUAUAAGUACAACAGAAAGUGACGACGAACAGUUACAAUAUCCUAAAGUUGUAGGUGAGCAGAAAAAGAACAGAAGCGAUAUAAAUUCAAGUCCAAAGGAAGAGUUAUCUAAGACAAAUAGAAGUAGUACAGACUUAAAAUCACUCCGAAGACAAAGCAGUGUUGACAGUAUAAAUGAUAAUAAAACGCCAAAGGAAAAGAAAACUGAAGAUGGAUACAAAUAUCAAUAUUCAAUAUAAUUAUGAAAUAUAUUGUACUACGUAUUGCUUUGCCCGCUGAGUGUAGAUUUCAGCUUCUUAAGACUUUCUUCACAUCAAUGUCUAUGGACAAUUCCUUAAAUUUCUCUAUUGACCUUGUUUUAACUAUUUGAAUAUUAUGUGCCUAGUUAAACACAAAAAUUUAAAUCAAGAGUUUUUAAUCUUUUCACACCACUAGGUUUAAAAAAAAUUGUGUAAUUCACGCA
Papilio polytes (common Mormon) is the source of this 4785-nucleotide messenger RNA. RefSeq lists its product as uncharacterized. The transcript is spliced from 14 exons. The coding region runs from base 131 to 4561 and encodes 1476 amino acids. Gene Ontology annotation, cellular component: plasma membrane. The record is from RefSeq and is a predicted model, not a curated record. NCBI's taxonomy places the organism in Eukaryota, Metazoa, Arthropoda, Insecta, Lepidoptera, Papilionidae. Gene Ontology annotation, molecular function: mechanosensitive monoatomic ion channel activity.